ACGAGUUAGGUUGUCAUGUAGUAACCAACAGAAGGUUACGAGUUAAAAAAUAUAUAUGAUUAUUUGAUCGUCUGACUGGUUUUGCGUAAAGAGAAGAGAUAUGGAAUGAGUCGGAUACCACAGAUGCGAGUCUUGUGUUGUUUUUGGAGACAUUAUUUAGACAUUUUUUAUAUUCGUGGUGAUCGACGAGAUACCUCGCUUCACGCGGUCGUUGAACUCGCGAUGCUGGACAGAUCGCUGCAUCAUCAUGUUGCUUCCGAGUUAGCGAAAGAAAUCACAAGUUACACCAGGGGGGCAGUGAGUCGUCGUCAUUUAGCUACAGAGGCCACCCGACAAUUGCAAGCAGAAAAAGAGGGAUGCAUUGGCUACAUUUGUUGAUUUGUCUUGUUGGCACUUCAGUGAUACAUUGUCGCGCCCGGUGAUGUGAAUUAGGAAGAUCAGUAAGUGUUUACAUUGUAGCCUAUCAGUUGUGUUUAUGCCUGGGAUUGGCGCGAUGUUCCUCCUAAUUUGUUGGGUGGGUGCGAUCGUAAUUAGCCAAUAUUUUGAUUAUGGGCACAGUGGCUGAAUUUGGGAUAAAUAAAAACUAAAAAUCAUUAUUUUUCAAACACAAUUUUCCAGUGAAACAAGCUAAUCUAUCCAGACCUAGCCUACAUCGUAAUCAUCUGGAAUAUAGGAGGUUCAUGUGUACUGUUAUUGACUCCAUCAUCAUCAAAUGACCUCUUGGACUUGUCAAGGGAGUGCACAUGUUUAGUGUCUGUUUGAUUACACAAUUUGUGUAGGAUAGGCUAUCGACUCAGACACCGGACUCUGCUCGGAUUAUGAUCAUGACCCUGGAAUGUAUGUAUAAUCGCCAAAGAGAUGUUGACUCCAUUGAACUAUGCUGGUGACAUUUCUCCUAAACUAACAAAUAGCUUACAUAGUCUUGUGCUGCUGACUCGUAUUGGAUAGGCUACGUAUUGAUUUUAGUGGGUAAUUGUGCCACUGUCUCAGUACUUGGUCUGUUUUAACCACACAAUGGAAUACAACAUAAAUAGCCUAUCUAAAUAGGUUGCAAAUGGGUUCAUUUCAAAGUUCCGUUGCAUCCUAUGUGUUCCUGACGCGUGAGUAAUCAUUGGUCACAAUCCACGCCUGUAACUGCAUCCACGUGGAGUUCAUGUAGGUCUACUUGAAAACUUUGGGUCGAGGAAACUUCCAGCCGUGACGCACAGACGGCUCCCUCUGCUGUAGUCCUGCUGCAAAAAAGUGACAGCUUUUGAUUUUUGCUGUCAUACAGCAGAGAGGAAGAGGUAUUGACUCAAUAAGGGAAAAGUAGGCUACAGCAGAUUAAAAACAUCUGUCUAAAAUGGCCGGCGACUGCAACUAUAAGAUGCAUUAUGUGAAUGAUGACACAUUUUCUCCAUCCAAACCUCUACUGGACCAAGCGCGGGUGCCCACGGGGGAGCCCGACGCCCCCAGUGUUCUGCAGGGGCGUGGGUCCAUUUAUUGCUCGCCAAACUUUGACAUGAUUGAUGGUCUGCUGUACCGUAAGAAGUUGGAGAGAGGUUUCAUCCACUACCGGGAGGUGCUAGACGAGGACCGACGACUCGGGGCGAUCGCCACUUUCCACCGGCGGCGGCCAGGCAUGUGCCACCACUCCCUGGAGGAUACGUACAGAUCAGUGGCCGAGAACUACUGGUGGGAGGGGAUGUACUUCCAGAUCCGAGACUUUGUCCGGGGAUGUCCAGCGUGCCUGGAGCAGAGGAACAAGAGACCCAAGAAGCGUGUGGGUGAGAGGCGUCUCUCUCAGACGAUGAUGUCACACAGCCGUGACAUGCUGAGUAAACUGAGGAGCCAGCGGGAGGCGGGGCUGUUCUGUGACAUCACUCUGAGGACUGACGGGUGCUCUUACUCCGCCCACAAGGCGGUGCUGGCAGCGGUGAGCGAGUACUUUCAGGAAGUAUUCACUGAGAUGGACUCCGCCCCUAGCUCCAGGUCUGACAUCGACCUCACAGGUUUCAGUGAGUCUAUCCUGAUGUCUCUGCUGGACUUCUCCUACUCCUCUAUUCUGUGUGUGUCUGAGGAGGACCUUCCAGAGGUCAGCACUAUGGCCCGUCACCUGGGCAUGUGGCCUGCCGUGGAGGCCUGUUCUGCCCUCCAGACUGAGCAGGGAUACCACGCCGCCCAAUACCCCACCAUGGAGCAUCCUGCCCUGGGCUUCUCAUCGCAGAUCCCUGGAUCUCCCCUGGAGCUCCACCACCACCAGAGGAACAGGAGGAAGAAUAGGGGGUUGGCUGGAGAGGGCAGGGAGAGGGUGGCUGGGGGUAGAAGGGUAAGUGGUGUGGAUGAUGGCUUCAGACAAAUUCUGGAUCAGACCAAUGAGUCGAGGGAGGAGAGCCCGACCAGGCGGUCACCCCGUCGCCCCCCCGGACCCAGCCCCCUCCCCCUAGGGCAGAACGGUCUCCCCCUCAGCCCCACCCGCAGGAUGAAGCUCAUGGACUUCAAAUCUCCGUCUUGUAAAAUAUCUUCUCCUCCAAAAAACGUAUCCUCCAACCCCCGCUCCCGAAACACCCAAUCUUCCUCCUCCUCGUCCCACACGCGUCUUCUCCGCUCUACUCCCGGGGCCGCCCAGGAAGUUCAGAGACUGCUUCCCAGGACAGAGAGCCCUCCUCGGGGCCGAAAACCUCACCCUGUCCCCCAUCCUGCCUCCAACUCCAGCUCCACACAGAGGGCUGGCUCUGAGGCCCCCAUAGUGAGGGUGAAGCAGGAGGAAGAGGGGGACGAGGAUGAGGAAGAUCAUUUCCGAGCGCUGGAGAAGUACCGCCUGAUGAGCGUGCUCGGGUUACAGAGGACGUCCCUCCUUCCCAGACCAGAGGAUCUGAUUGGCUGGAGGCAGAAAAAACGCCUCCGGAAGUUGAAGGUCAAUAACUAUUCGUUGACCAAGAGGAGGAAACCUCGCCUCCAGGCAUCAGGGGGGCUUACGUUCGGGGGGCCGCCCCUGUCACUCCCCCUAUGUACCCCUGCCAAAGCCCACUUCCUGAGCAGGAUCAUAAAGACGGAGCCUGAGUAUCCAAUCAGCAUGGAGAGACUGAAGAAACCCAGGCAGCCCCGGCGGUUUCCGCCCAGUGACAGGAGCAUGCGCAGUAAAGUAGUGUUACCAGACCUGCUGCAGCCCGUGUCCAGGCUGGUCUACGGAGGGAGGGAUCUCAGGAGCUCUGUAAGGGGUGUUGAGGCCAGCCACCCCCCUCCACCCCUCCCACCCUGUUCUGGGAACACAAGAGUUCCAAAUCCCAAGAGGAACAUCUCUACUGUCAGGAUCAAACCCGAACCUGCAGACUAUGCCAUCUCAGCACCAUCCAUCCCCUCAGAUGGCCAACGCCCAAACCCACACCUCUCCCCUCCCAGGGCCCACCUCAGGCACAAGGUCACCACAGAAACUGUCAGAGCGCUCCGCUACAACAGUGGGCGUCCGAUGGCCAAAGAUAAGCUGAAGCGGAGUGGCAUGAAAGAGGCUGGGAGAGCCCAGCGUAAGCCCAGAGAGGAGAGCAUGAGGACCGGGAGCAGCCAAGGAGUGAGAAGGAUCAUGGAGAGAGGGCCUGGAGGUCUGAGCAGUAGGGAGACGAGCAGCAUCCUCAGCCCUGAUCCUGUUCCUCCUCCCAUCCACAGCCAUCCUCUGUACAGGGUCAUCAAGGAGGAACCAGCAGACCCUCUACCUGUGGCGGGGUCCUUCCCCGAGGCACCCUCCCUGUCCUCCUCCCCAGAGCUGGGCAAAAGGCAGAUCAAGCCCCCUGUCAAGCUCCUAGACCCAGGCUUCCUCUUCAGCUUCUGCCGGCCGGCAGGAGGGCCCAUGUUGGGGGUGAAGAGGGAGGAGGAGAGUGUGGAUAUCUGCCUAACACGGUCGGUCUCAAGGGUAGAGAGACUUGGUUCCGGGGGGGCCCCAGCCAGGGUCCUGAGGGCCAGAGGAGGCCCCCCCACUCUCCACAGGGUGAAGAAGGAGAGGGAAGAAAGGAGUGUAAGCCAAAGUCCAAUCCAGAGGCAGGGGCCACCAAGGGCUGUCAACUCUCACCAACACAAACCCCCCCACCUGGAUAGAGCCACAGGGUCAAAGGGUGCUUGCGUUGCACGGGACAUACCAAAGAAGCCAGCUAAGCCCCUGCCUAGCCGAGGCCCUGCCCUGUUGGACUCGAUCCGCCGGGCGAGGCUAAAGCAGCUGCGGGGUCCUCGCAGUCAGGCCCCCAAGGACAAGUCAUCCCACGUCUGCCUGCAGUGCCGGGCAUCCUGUAAGGACUGUAACGCCCUCAUCAUGCAUCGCAUCAGGCACAUCGUGGGCAAGCACUGGCCCUGCCCUCUGUGCAAUAAGACAUUCUUCAGGAUGAGGAAUGUGAAGAACCACAUUCGGACCCACGACCAGAGGCUGUAUAAGUGUCGCAGCUGUUUGGCUGCAUCCUGAGACUGGGGAAGGAGGGUUGAAGCUGUCUACAUUGACUGACGGGAUGAGGAGAGGCACAUUGUUAAACUGCAAGCUUGUAAAUACAAAGCAUCAGUCCACAUCCAAACACAAGUCUACCAGGAGAAAUGUAGUUACUAUUAUGAUGAUGAUUAUGAUUAUUGUGGCAAUUCUUGAUUGGUAAUGUUAUUUAAAAAAUAACUUAAUUUCUUGUUUGCAUUUUAGGUAGCUACAGGGGUUUAAACUUGAAAAUUCACUCAGGGGGUGGGGAACUGUGAGGUCACUGUAUUUAAAUGGUCGACGACGUCACAGUAUGUAAAUUAGAAUGGAAAUUAUGGAGAAUUAUUAUGAUAAUGAUUACUACUAUUGCUAUCAAUAUUUUUGUAUGUAUAGACUGAAUCUGAGUGCACCUAUACCAUAGCUUUGUUGUAAACCUAAAAUAAGUUGAUGUAAAACGGAGGGGUAGCCGGAGAGCAGUCCCAGGUGGAAAUACUUGAAGGUUCACAGGGUCGAUUUGGAGAUGGAAUUGGAGAGUGUUUCUUAAAGUCGGAAGACGAGGAGGGUUGUUGGGUUUCUACUCUCUUUGGUGUUCAGAGAUGGUAUGAGUUGGCUAGUAUCGCCUCAUGUAUCGGUUCUCUAGUCUAACCUUUGUCCAGGGUUAGGGUUUGGGAAAGGGGGUUAGGAGGGGGGAAUAGGCCCAAUCACAAAAUGACCCCUAAACACCAUGCCCUAUGCACUUGUGGAGAUCGUAGCACAUUUGAUUGAUUGAAGCAAUAUGGAGAAACUUCCCCAUAGUAGAUCAAAUGGAAAGGUAGAUGUAUUAUCAUAUUGCUUACACAUGUCAUAUCCUCUCAGAUCUCCAUAAGUGCAUUGAGUCUAGGGGUCCAUUUGAGAUUGGGCCCAUGAGUUCGCUAGUUUGGGGUAAGGGGGUUCUAUGACAUCCCUGCAUGUUUGACUGCAGGUCUGUUUCCUCCCCUUGUCUUUUCCAAUCUUACUAUAUGUCUAUGAAAGGGAAAACUGUCAUGUCUAAAUGUGAAUUUGUAAAAUUACUUUCUCAAUACUGAAGUUUGUUUCUGGAUUAUAUACAGUUAUUUUGGCUCGGUAGUCCAGAACGUUUUAUUUGAAAGGAUGCAAUGACUAUAGGGUUAAAGUGCAUACGGCCGGCUUUCAUUUGAGGGUAUUUUCAUCCAUAUCAGGUGAACAGUUUAUAAAUUACAGCACUUUUUGUACAUAGUCUCCCCCAUUUUAGGGCACCAAAAAUAUUGGGACAAAUUCACUUGUGUAUUGAAAAGUUUAGUAUUUGGUCCCGUAUUCCUAGCAUGCAAUGAUUACACCAAGUUUGUGACUCUACAAACUUAACAUUUGUGCGUCAAACGUUCACUAAUUAUUAUUCACGAUUCAUUCAGGACUAUUCGUAAUCAUGGUAGAAACACAUUUUAAUUUACAAAAGAAGUGACUCCAAAAUGAUACAAUACAUUAUUUACCAUUCAUUUCUAUUGGGAACAACAUAAUCUGAAACAAAGAAAACAGCAAAUGCAUCCAACAAGUCUGUAGAGCAGGGCUGCCCAACCCACGAUGUUCAGCCCAACCCACGAUGUUCAGCCCAACCCACGAUGUUCAGCCCAACCCACGAUGUUCAGCCCAACCCAAGAUGUUCAGCCCAACCCAAGAUGUUCAGCCCAACCCAAGAUGUUCAGCCCAACCCACGAUGUUCAGCCCAACCCACGAUGUUCAGCCCAACCCACGAUGUUCAGCCCAACCCACGAUGUUCAGCCCAACCCAAGAUGUUCAGCCCAACCCAAGAUGUUCAGACCAACCCUAAUUUAGCAUAUCUGAUUCAGCUGGUUAAGGUGUUGUUGAACAGCUAAUUAGUAGAAUUGAGUGUGUUAAAUUAGGGUUGGACUGAAAACCCACAGGAUAUCCAGGAAGAGGGUUGUGCAGCCUUGCUGUGGAGUCAUAAACUUGGUGUAAUCAUUACGUGCUAGGAAUAUGGGACCAAUUACUAAACUUUUGGUGCCCUAAAAUGGGAGGACUAUUUACAAAAGUUCUGUAAUUUCUAAACAGGUCACCUGAUAUGGAUGGAUAUACCCUCAAAUUAAAGCGUCCAGUCUGCACUUUAACCUGUCAUUGUUUCAAAUCCAAACUUCUGGAGUAUAGAUCCAAAAUAAGAAAAAUACUGCAAUAUCCCAAUAAUGGAGGGCACUGUAUAUGUUUCUCCUUUUUGAAUUAAACUAGGAUGUUUGGCCUUUAAAUAGUUUUUUUUCUUCUCAUAUUUAAGAACCUCUCUCGUACUGAAUGCAACGCGUGCACAUACUAUGGAGACAUUGAAGAUGUUCCGAAUUUGAUUGGAAGUUGGAUGAUUCACUCUCCUUUUGGUUCUGUAAAAAGAAUGAUAUGGAAUAAAUGUUUGCCUUUUA
This is a messenger RNA of Oncorhynchus gorbuscha (pink salmon), 6840 nucleotides long. Its product is annotated as serine/arginine repetitive matrix protein 1-like. The transcript is spliced from 7 exons. Lineage: Eukaryota; Metazoa; Chordata; Actinopteri; Salmoniformes; Salmonidae. Gene Ontology annotation, biological process: regulation of transcription by RNA polymerase II. The record is from RefSeq and is a predicted model, not a curated record. Bases 1343 to 4426 code for a protein of 1027 amino acids. Gene Ontology annotation, molecular function: DNA-binding transcription factor activity, RNA polymerase II-specific; protein binding; RNA polymerase II cis-regulatory region sequence-specific DNA binding.